CCGAGUAUUGGUAGGGAGGCUGAGGCUCGGCUCGCUCCAAAGGCAACCCGGCUGAUUUCUGCAACGCCUCGCCAAGCGGAGGGCUCGGAAGCGAGGCGCCGUUAUGGAUGUUCGCGAAGCCGGAGACCUUGGAAGUGAAGGAGGAAGAGGGGCUCCUUGACCCCCGGUCCUCGCCCUCGUCUUCCUCCCCCUCGUCUUCCUCCCUCGCCCCUUUCUCUUCGGGUUCCGAGGGGGAGGACGAGGUGGAAGAAGAGCCGCCCCACGUCCUCCUGUCCCCUUCGGGAUCAGCGCCCGAGGCGGCCGUAAAAGCAGCGGAGCACGCGCGCCUUCCUCUGCUCGGCUUGAGACGCCACGACUGUAAGAGGCGCUCCGGCCGGGCGCGAAAUGCCUCCCGCCUCACCAAGACGGCUGAGACGGUCCAACGGCUCAAGAAGAGCCGCCGCCUGAAAGCCAACAACCGCGAGAGGAACCGGAUGCACAAUCUGAACGCGGCCCUGGAUGCCCUGCGGGAGGUGCUGCCCACCUUCCCGGAGGACGCCAAGCUGACCAAGAUCGAGACGCUGCGCUUCGCUCACAACUACAUUUGGGCGCUCACCGAGACGCUGCGCUUGGCCGACCACUGCGGAGGCCGAGGAGCGGCAGCUGCCGCCGCUGCUGCUGCCGCCUUCUCCGAGGCAAUGCUGGGAAGUAUUAGUGGCGGAGGCGGCGGCAGCGACGGCAGCAGUAUUUCUCCAGCCUCAUCCUCGGGUUCCUGGAGCUGCACUACCAGCCCCGCUCCUUCGGCCGGUUCCUCGGCUUACAGCUGUGCUUUGUCGCCCUCCAGCCCCGGCAGCUCCGUCUCAGAGUUGGACUUCUGGCAAUCGGAAAAUCCCAGCUAUGUGCUAUCCAGAGAUUUAAUCUGA
This is a messenger RNA of Ahaetulla prasina, 902 nucleotides long. It is a transcript of the gene NEUROG2, whose product is annotated as neurogenin 2. The transcript has 2 exons. Gene Ontology annotation, molecular function: protein dimerization activity. Bases 108 to 902 code for a protein of 264 amino acids. NCBI's taxonomy places the organism in Eukaryota, Metazoa, Chordata, Lepidosauria, Squamata, Colubridae. The record is from RefSeq and is a predicted model, not a curated record.